Molecule: messenger RNA, 996 nt
Organism: Schistocerca cancellata (South American locust)
Lineage: Eukaryota; Metazoa; Arthropoda; Insecta; Orthoptera; Acrididae
Product: protein mono-ADP-ribosyltransferase TIPARP-like
Exons: 2
Coding region: 257-829 (190 amino acids)
Molecular function (GO): NAD+ poly-ADP-ribosyltransferase activity
Source: RefSeq, a predicted model, not a curated record
CAUACGUUUAAAUCUCUGUUUCCAUAAGUCUUACGAUACAGUGAAGACAUAUUUAUCGUUUAUAACACCCAAGUGUUUAUUGCGUUGGUUAUCUGCUUCGCAUGAUGUGGCUUUCCUUUUGCUUAUGAAACUAUGUUGGCAUACCUGUUCGGUGAUGUACUGCAGUUUUCAAUCGUCAAUGUUAUAGCAUACGUAGGCUGUUCUUUUACAAGAACGAAGGAAGUGUUGGAGAGAAGUGUUUGCAGAAUUGUCAACGAUGAAAGAAUUGGCAAGGAGACAUAUUCCUAAAUACUGGAGAGUGCGGCGGUCUGCUGAAGUUGUAGAAGAGGAACUCAGUGAUUAUGAAGAUUUAGACAUAAUAGAUACGAUGCCAUAUGAUUUGGAUAUCACAUCUGUUGUGAAAGUUAAGAAUCCUUAUUUGUGGAGCUGCUACCAGCUAAAAAAGGCAGAGUACAGGAAACGAUAUGGCCACGUGUCAGAAGUAACAUUGUAUCAUGCAACAGCAGAAGACAAUGUACAAUCCAUCAUUAGUGUGAACUUUGAUUGGAGGUUUUCUGUACGAACAAAAUUUGGCAGAGGUGUUAGCUUCAGUCCAGAUCCUAAGUACGCUAAUAGACAUUGUAAUAGCAAUGCUGGCUGUGCGAGAGCUAUGAUAGUUGCAAGUGUACUGGUAUCAAAUAAAUGCCAGGGUUCAUACUCUACUAAGAUACCCACCAAAGGUUGUGAUACAACUGUUGGGAACAAGGACAAAGUUUAUGUCAAGUAUUCUGAUAACGAGUUUUAUCCAGAAUAUGUAAUAUAUUAUAAUGAUGAUUCAGAGCUAUACUGAAUGAUAGAUUUUAAUUGGCAGUGAUUCUUCCAUGUUUGUAUGUGUUUUGUGGAAUAUAAUUCUGGGAUUUACAAUAUUUUUUUUCUAUCUCAAGUUUAGUGCCAGUAUAUUCUUACCCUAUUUACAUAUUGAAAAAAAUCUAUGGAAAAUGUGUCAUAUAUCUUAAA